AUGGCACAGUUGUCUCUUAAGAUACCAACCAUGACCCAGAAUUGGCCAUCGUUUAAUCCUCACCAGAAGUCAGCCGCCGCAAUGCCGCCUAGUUUCAAUCCCAGUGCAGCUCAACAAUUUCAGCAACAGAACUCGCCGCCGCCGCAGCCGUCGUUACCGACGUUGGUGGAUGAGUUUCUUGACUUCUCGUCGGCACGGCGGGGGGCUCACGGGCGGUCUGCUAGCGAUUCCAUUGCUUCCCUCGAUGCGGCUUUCCUUGAGGAAUGUCGGAACCCAGUGACCGGAGCACAUCAUGGGUUUGAUAGGCUUGACGAUGACCAGCUCAUGUCCAUGUCCUCCAAUGACAUUGGCUCGGUUUCGUUGCCGCCGUCAUCUGCCACUGCAUCGGACCCGUCAACGCCUUCGGAUGAUCAGCAUAGCAAUAACGAGGAGAAGCCUAUGGUAAUUGACGACGUCGUUGUGCCGAGACAGACCUUCAAUUGCAGAAACAGCUCAAGAAUGAAACCGGGGGAGGAGGAGAGCGAAUGCAAGAAUGAGAGUGACACUCUGCCGGUGGUCGGCGGUGGCGGCGAACCACUCGUUGAUCCAAAAAGAGUUAAAAGAAUUUUGGCAAAUCGGCAGUCGGCUCAGAGAUCCAGGGUGAGAAAGCUGCAGUACAUUUCUGAUUUAGAAAGAAGCGUAUCAACUUUGCAGACGGAAGUGUCAGCAUUGUCGCCGAGGGUAGCAUUCUUGGACCACCAACGUCUGAUUCUGAACGUAGACAACAGUACCUUGAAGCAACGUAUUGCUGCUUUGGCUCAAGACAAGAUUUUCAAAGACGCUCACCACGAAGCAUUAAAGAAGGAAAUAGAAAGACUAAGACAAAUCUAUCAUCAUCAGCAGGAACAACAAUACAAAUGGCCACCUGCUUCACUCUCCUCCAUCACCACCUCCGGCGGCGGCGGCACCACUGCCAAAACAGCCACAACCACCACUAAUGCCACCGCAAUCUCAGCCCAUGGCAUGUUUGGACAAGGAACAGCUUGGUCGAGUUGCAGUAAAAGGGCCGAGUCACAGUUGCAGGAACUAAUGAGUGUGGGGCUAUUGUCAAGUAGCUCCCCGUUCUCAAAUGCCUCUAUUAGGGCUUUGUUUGCAGUAGCCAAGCCUUGGAAAUGCCUGCAAAAACACAAGGAAGAAGCACUAUAUAGUCCCAUGUUGGGUGGCAAUGUUGAUGAUUCAAGAUCUACGGCUGGCUUUGCCAUUUAUUUUGGUCCCAAUCUGGUAUCAUGGAGUUCAAAUAAGCAACCUACUAUUGCUCGGUCAAGUACUGAAGCAGAAUAUAAAACCAUUGCUACAGCGUCUAGUGAUUUGAUACGGCUUCAGCAAUUCCUUCAUGAAUUACAUAUUGUUCUCUGUGAUGCUACAUUUUUGCAUUGUGUAAUCUUGGUGCAACUUAUCUAG
This is a messenger RNA of Neltuma alba, 1440 nucleotides long. Its product is annotated as basic leucine zipper 34-like. Gene Ontology annotation, cellular component: nucleus. Gene Ontology annotation, molecular function: DNA binding; DNA-binding transcription factor activity. The coding region runs from base 1 to 1440 and encodes 479 amino acids. Gene Ontology annotation, biological process: positive regulation of DNA-templated transcription. The transcript has 7 exons. Lineage: Eukaryota; Viridiplantae; Streptophyta; Magnoliopsida; Fabales; Fabaceae. The record is from RefSeq and is a predicted model, not a curated record.